AUUAAUUUAGAACCAGAUUAUUCCAUGCAAAUUAACACUAUCCAUCAUUGGGAAAAAAAUUUAAAAAUACUCAUUCAUACACUAUGGCAAAAACCAUCACUGCUUCACUUGUUCUAGUUCUCCUUGUUGUGGCUUUUCUGGAUGGCUAUAGUGUUGAGGGUGCAACAAGAGGUAAUCCAACAAGAGGAAAAAAAUUUAAAAAUACUCAUUCAUACACUAUGGCAAAAACCAUCACUGCUUCACUUGUUCUAGUUCUCCUUGUUGUGGCUUUUCUGGAUGGCUAUAGUGUUGAGGGUGCAACAAGAGGUAAUCCAACAAGAGGAAAAAAAUUUAAAAAUACUCAUUCAUACACUAUGGCAAAAACCAUCACUGCUUCACUUGUUCUAGUUCUCCUUGUUGUGGCUUUUCUGGAUGGCUAUAGUGUUGAGGGUGCAACAAGAGGUAAUCCACCAAAGAAAGAUGACAAUGUUUACAAAUCUUAGAAGUUUCUGUCAUUAAUAAGAUAUUGUGUGUAUUUGUAUAACAUGUGUUUUGUAGUUGAUCCUAGCUUUUGUCCUCAGUACUAUAAGAUAUGUACUUUUAACUCAGAUCUUCAACCAACCGUAGCUAAAAGAAGUCGUACUAAAGCUGAAAGAGUUCCGUGAUAGGAGAUUGUUGCAAAUGGUUUGCGUUAUAGAUAUUAUACAAUGUUGUGUGUGUGAGUGUGAGAGUAUUAUAAUUUCAAAAUUAUAUAGCUAAAUAACCUUAUAGGCCUUUACUGGAUGUGCCUUAGCUAAAUAAAUAUAUUAUUUUUGUGCUA
Messenger RNA from Cicer arietinum (chickpea), 799 nucleotides. NCBI's taxonomy places the organism in Eukaryota, Viridiplantae, Streptophyta, Magnoliopsida, Fabales, Fabaceae. The record is from RefSeq and is a predicted model, not a curated record.